Molecule: messenger RNA, 645 nt
Organism: Megalops cyprinoides (Indo-Pacific tarpon)
Lineage: Eukaryota; Metazoa; Chordata; Actinopteri; Elopiformes; Megalopidae
Gene: psmc3ip
Product: PSMC3 interacting protein
Exons: 8
Coding region: 1-645 (214 amino acids)
Biological process (GO): meiotic strand invasion involved in reciprocal meiotic recombination; homologous chromosome pairing at meiosis; meiotic joint molecule formation
Cellular component (GO): condensed nuclear chromosome; DNA recombinase auxiliary factor complex
Molecular function (GO): recombinase activator activity; double-stranded DNA binding
Source: RefSeq, a predicted model, not a curated record
AUGAGUAAAUCUAAAGACGUAUCAGGUGUUUCUCUUAUUCUCGAUUACUUGAAUGAACAAAACCGACCGUACAGCGCACAGGACGUCUUCGGGAAUUUGCAGAAACAACAUGGCUUGGGAAAGACGGCGGUCGUUAAGGCUUUGGAGCUAUUGGCGCAACAAGGAAAAAUUAAAGAGAAGAUCUAUGGCAAGCAGAAAAUAUAUUUUGCUGAUCAGUCCCAGUUUACAGAUGUGAGUGACACAGAACUGAAAGGUAUGGACAGUCGGAUCUCUGAAUUAAACACCCAGGUUCAGGCUAUCGCACAAAGCUGUCGACAGUUGGAUUCAGAACUAAAAGAGCUCAAUAGCGCUCUGACCACAAAGGAAAUGGGGUCAGAAAUCCAGGAGCUGAAGCAGGAGUGCACCGUGUACACGGAGAGACUGGAGAAGAUCAAAUCGGCUACUAACCACAUUUCUCCUGAAGAUAAAGAAAAGGUUUAUAAGGAGCAGAAUCUGUAUGUCAAGGAGUGGAGGAAGAGGAAGAGAUUGGCAUCAGAUAUGAUGGGAGCCAUUUUGGAGGGAUACCCAAAAAGCAAGAAACAAUUUUUGGAAGAAGUUGGCAUAGAGACAGAUGAAGAUUGUAAGGUGACAAUGCCAAGUAUCUGA